GAGCCGAACAGUCGCGAAGAGGAUAAAAGUAAAAUUAAUAGAUAUUCCUUGCUUCUAGCCGCCUUCCUUCGGCAUGGCUACUCUAGUUUGGGUGGCCACUAUAAACUAUAGGUUAUAAGGUAGGUAAAUAUGUAUAUUUAUUAAUAGAAACGAGACUUGUAUGCACUCCAUAAAUAAAAUAUAUAACAAUAUCUAACAACUGUAUAUCAAAUAUAGAAACAAACUAUACUAUAUGAAUGUUAUGCGAUAUUAGUAUUGAUACUGAAAUUUUAUUAAGCCGUUCUGUGGUGAAGAGGAUAAAAGUAAGUAAAAGGGAUAAUAUUAACAAUAUUGACAUGCUGAACGAAUGAACUUGCAGGACAUGUUUACUGAACUAGGUACUGCAAUGUAAUUUAUUGUACAUGUGAUGAAUUCCUUAAUAUCAAAAUAACCAAAAUAAUAAUCAAUAAGUACAGUAUCUAUCAUUAUCAGUUUCAUCACCAUUCCUGUCAACUUCGAGAGAUAUAAACAAACGCAGGACCCAGACGGCCUGCAACGAAGCUUGUGAUUGGCGCAAAAUAACGUGAACUUAAUCUGUAACCUCAUUGGCUGGUUGUUCCAUAAUUAAGGUGAAGACAUAACAGGUGGUAGCAGUUUAAAUAAUGCUGUCACGAUGGAUCACCACAUUUCUUAAUAGAUGAGUCAGACACCACGAUGGUUGGUGGUAACCCGGUGCUUGAAGUGCGUCAGGCUCUUGAUGGCUUGGGGUAUCGUGAACCUCUUCCUCCCGAUGCCUUUCCUCUCGUCCAGCGUCUCUUCAAUGACCUCUUGUCUUGCAGAAAGGAUCUCAAGGAGACUAAAGAAAACCUCAUACAAACACAAAAGAGAUGUGAUGACGUGUGUGCGAGUGUGGCGCCCUACCAGGAGGAGAACGGUCGCCUCCUGACCCAACUUAAUACCCUGCACAUGGCCAACAUCACGCUCAGGGAACAGAACGACAAGCACAGUAAAGAGCUCCAAAAUGCCUUACAAAAGUUAGAGGAGGAGAACAGGAACCUGCGGUUACUUGCUGGGGAGUAUCAGCGGCAGAAAGAAGAACUUGAGGCUGAAUCCAGUAAGAAAAACGACAAGAUUCUUCAGCUGCAGGAGAAGAACCUCCGGGCAGUUGUCACUACGCCUGGUGGACGGAGAAAGCCGAUACCAUUUCAACGUCAGCGUUUAGAAAUCACUUCUCAUCUUCCAGAAAACAACAUGUCUUCCAGUAACAAGUGUUCAAAGUGUGGGUGUGCUGGUGGGAGUCAGAGUCAACGAAACAACAACAAUGAUGCCUACCUGGCUGAUCUGUUGAGGAUGACAGAUCAGAAGCUGCUGGACCUGCAACAAGAAGUGGAGCGCAGCCAGCGUCAUGCUAAGGAGAAUGAAAACCAGUGUGCAACACUCAAGAAACAGAUUUCAAACAGAGAAGCAGAGAUCAACAGACUGCAGGGAUUGUUGGAGGGAGGACGGACAGUGGCGGCGGUGAUAGAGGACAAUAGAUUACAGGCAGCACAUGCACACCUACACCAGUUACAGCUCCACAAUGAUAUGCUCACCAAGACCAACAUUCAUCUCGAGAGUAAACUUAAAAAUAAUCUUGGAGACACUCAUGAUGCAAUGAAUCGAGCAGUGGAGUUGGCUGAUGUCAACACAGAUCUAACAAAAGAACUUCAUAAUGUAGAAAACACCAAUCGGCUCCUGGAGGAAGACGUUUUUAACACUGCAGAAACUCUCACACAGCGACUAGAUCACACAAAGACCAAACUUUUGAGCUGUAAAGCAGAUUUAGCUGAGCAGCAUCGCUUAUAUCACCUAAUGCGUGAUGAACGUGACCGACUGUAUAAGGAGUUGAUCCACGUUCGCCAUGAUUACUCAAAAUUAACUCACGAUCACACACGACUGGUAACGGAGCGGAUGCCAAUGCUGGAUGAAAACAAGCGGAUGGAAGAUCUUUUACGGAAAGGGCAAGAGGAAAAGAAGACAUUGGUAGAUAAGAUCAAUCGCUUGACUGUAUUAUUACAAGAAACAGAAACCGAUAAACUACGUCUCUCGGUGGAUGGGGAAUCUCUUCGUCAAACAGUUAUUGAACUGAAGGCACAGAAAGAUGCUUUAAACAAAAGUAUUAGUGAGUUGAAGGAGGAAAAAGAAACUGCAGAACAAGGGAAAGCUUUCUAUGCAUCAGAGACGGAGAAGUUGAUGGUACAGAACAAGGAGCAGGAGCAGGAACGUGACUACUACAAGGAGGAGAUGCUCAAGUCUCAGGCUCAGAAGACUAACAUGGAGCAGGAAAGGGACUUCUACAAGAACCAGACUGGAGAGUUGUCAAGAGAGAAACAGUUGGUGGAACAGUCUCGAUCAUACAUGGGUGAUGAUUUGGCAAAACUUCAAGCUCAAUUCAAGCAAAUGCAGCAGGAGAGAAAUUAUUUCAAUGAACAACUGAAUCAGACUCAAGGAGAGAAAAGACAGGCAGAGAGGGAGCGGGAAUACUACAGCGAGCAGGUGAUACAACUGCUGGAUAUCCUCAAAAGCAAACCGUCAUCUACGCCCUCCACUCCCAUGCAGAUUGGGAGGCCACGACCGAAACCCAUUUCUCCGGAAAAUGAGAUAGCACGUUUGACACAUGAACGAGAUGUUCUGAAACAAGAGCGUGACUUCUACAAGAUGCAGUACCAGUCAGUGAAGAGUCAACAGGCAGGAGGUUCUGCAGCUUCCAUAGUAUCUGGUGGUAUGGGAGUUGGUCCACCAGGCACAGGUGUUGGUGCCCCAUCAGCUCUUGGUCCCCUGCCUAUGGGCCCGGCUACUGCAGCUCCUUCAGCAGGCGGGCCAACAACUGUAGGUUCUGUUAGUCCUCCACCCAGGCCACAAUCUGUACCAACAGGGGCUGUUGAUGUGGAAACUGUUAGAAGGGAGAGAGAUUUCUUCAAACAACAAAUGGAGUAUUUCAGACAGCAGUUGAACUUGCAGUUGUCUCGUGGGGCUCCAACUGCUGCUGCUCCUGGUGCUGUUGACACUGACCGUCCCCAGCGCUCUCCUCUCAUCCGGGCAGCAUCAGAAGCAUCACCACUGCAUGAUGUGGACUCUGCAACAUUAAGAAAUGAGAUGAGAGUGUACCAGCAGGAGCGAGAUUUCUUCAGACAACAGUAUGAGAAUCUUAAGGCCAGUCUUGCACAGCCACUUCCUCGGGCCGGAGAAGAAGAAGACAUCAGUAACUUGGUCCGUGAGAGGGAUAUGUUUCAUCAGGAGCGCGACUUCUUCCGGACUCAGUACAACGACAUCUCCCGCAGGAUUGCCCAGAUUACCUCAACCACUCCUUCAGUAUCACAAACCAUCAGGCAGGAAAUGGAAGCUCUCAUGUCAGAGAAGCGGGGGCUAAGCAUAACCAAGGCAGAUCUUGAGGCACAGGUAAGAUCUCUUACUGAGAAGCUGUUGGAAGCUGAACGUGAGAAAAAUGAGAUAGACAGUCACACAAGAGAAUUACACUCAGCCAUUGAGAAGCUUCAGGAUGCAGCCACUCAAAGAUAUCCACCAUCUACCCAGGCCUUCAUCAUGGAAAUUAGGAAGGCACGAGAUGCAGCCAUGGGUGACCUGGAUAAGGUUAAGAAGGAGCGAGAUCACCUGAGGGAGAAACUGAGGGAGGCAACUUCUCAUCAAAUUCGAGAGAAAGCAACUUUAGAGGAAGAAGCAUCUAAUCUCCGUCGCCAAACGGAAGAAGGAGGCCGGACAGUGACGGACUUGCAGCAGCGCCUUCACUCCCAAGCUGCUCUGAUUGCAUCCUUGCAAGAUCAGGUGCAGAACCUGCAGGAAGCCCUUCAACAAGCUCAUGGUGAGCUGGGUCUCCAGGGCAAGCAGUCAGAUGAGAUCAAAAAACUCCUGAAUAGGAAAGUAGGGGAGAUGGGGGAUGCUGAACAUCAGCUUGAGUUCCGUCUUAAUCAAUUGUCAAUGGCUCAGGCUCGGGUCAAGGAGCUGGAGGCUGAGCUAUCAAGAGUAAAUGAAGAACUUGUUGAUGCCAGAGCAGAGGGUUCAACCAUGAGGAAUAAUGUCAGCCGCCUCGAUCAUGAUAAAGAUCGUCUCAGUGCUGAAUUAGACACAAAAACUGAGCAUGUAGCAAACCUGAGGGAAGAACUGCGCAAAAAAGAAGCAUUGAUAGCAACGCUCGAGGGCAACAUAAUGAAACUAGAAGGGAAACUUGAUGCAGCACUUUCGUCGAUUGCAGCAGAGGAGCGGAAGCUGGCGGGUGAGGAGCGACGGGGCCAGCGGCUGGAGCAGGACCUGGCCGAUAUUAUCCUCGCAAGAGAUGCUGCCAACAAAGAGAUCAGGCGACUUCAGAAGGAAAUUACAGGUUUGACCCAAGAUUAUAAGAAGCUCCAGGAGGACCUGGAGAAGUGCCAGGUGUCUAAAGAUAACUUUAAGAAGAAGGCACAGGAGUAUUGCCUAGCCUUAGAAGAACUAACUAAUAUACUCUCCUCAAAAGACUCAGAGCAAUCAUCAUUGAAGAAACAGUAUCUGAACUUAAAUGAGGCUGUAUCAUCUCUCAAGUCUCUGAAUGCUUCCUUAGAGGAGAGCAUCACAUCUAGGGUGGAGGAAAUGACCAAGAUGGAAGCCAUGGUGGCCAAGUUUAAGGAGGAGAGAGAGCAGAUUAUUAGUCAGAUGAUGGAAGCAAGUCAAAAGUGUGAUGAAUUGGAGGAGUCAUGCAGGAAGCUGGAGGAAGAUAAAUACAAUGUGGAGAAGGAGCUUCUCACCACUCGUGACUUGGCACAGAAGCUAGACAUGAAGAGGGGUCAGGCUGAGGGUGAGGUGGCUAGGCUCAACACUAGCCUUGAGAAGGUGUUGGAGCAGAAACGGUCCCUAGAGCAGAGAUUAGAUGGUAUUAGCUGUCAACUGAACACUGAGCGCUCAAAUGCCAGGUCACUGGAGGAGGUUCUUAACGAGAAGCGUCGAGCUGAGUGGUCAUCCCAGGCCAGCAACAAGCAAUUAGAGGUAGAAAAACACCAGUUGCAGAGAAAGGUCACAGAACUUCAAGAGCAACUAGAAGAUGAAACAAAUGAGACCAAGAGAUUCCGGACCAGAGCAGCACAGUUGGAGAGUGACGUAGAAAGGAUGCGUCGUGAACUGACCGAUGAACGAUUUGAGAGAGAACGGACAACACAGGAACUACGGCGGGUUCGAACAUUGCUCAUAUAAGAUCAGUGCAAGUGUUAAGGUGAACUGGAACUUUUCCCAAUGAAACUAUUGUGCUUAUCGUAACUUGUGAAAUAAUACAAACAACUGUACCCUUAUAACACAGUGUUUGUUCAGAAAAAAAAAGCUGUGUUUUAGCUUUUAUUGAAAAGGUGAGAAAGUAUAAUAAUUCUUGAAGGCUGAUGAUACUGUGAGUUGUAUUCAUGUGCUCUAUGGUACUGAGAAGUUUUGAACAGGUGGUGUAAGGAGUGUUGUAGGAUGAAGAGCUCUUGGUCAUGCUCAUUAUUUUUCUUGAACUACUGCACUAAGAAAUGGGUGGCCUUAAAAUCAGAUAAGCUGGACUUAUUUAAUUUACACAAGGUCACAAUAAACUUUUAAAAAUACUUAUCCUUAAAGAUUUUAAUAUAAAAAGGGAUAGUAUUUUCUAGCUUUAAAAGUUUAUUUACAAAUUGUUGAAAUUUUUACAGGAAAAAACUGUAAUAUUUGUAUAUUUUAAUAAUUGUAUUCACAAUUUUUAAUCCUUUUGAUACAGGGUAUACUAUAGAAUGUCCAAGGCAGGCAGUACAAUAUCCAUGGGAUGCAUUGUGGCAUCAUGCCCCAUACACGUAAUACGUACAAGUUGCUUGACGUUGAAUAUUUUGCGAAUUGUGAUACCCCCACAUGCCUAUGAACAAUUUCUGGCCUCAUCCACCAUAUUCAUAGUCAGUCAUCAUUAUUAUCCCACCCAAUUUGACCUAUGAGUAAAAACCGUAAAGCAUAAUAUUAUUAGUGCUGUACUGUAUGUUACUGAUGGACCUCUUUGACUUGACAGUUCCUCACCAGUGAUUUACUAUUACUUCAGAUUUACCUCCAUCCCAACACCCUACACCUCAUCAGUUGUUACCGGUAUGUAAGUGUCACUGUGUUAGGAUACUGGGAAUGACCAUAAUCUUUCUUUAGUGUUGAGUACAGCAAUUCAAUUUUGGGUGUUUUUAGUGUACAUUUUAACACAAAGCAAUGCAUCCUGGAUAGCGCAUUGACAGUUGGGAGUCAACCCUGCAGCCAAGAUGGUAACCAAAUACUGUACCAGUAGGUCAAGUGUUGCCCAGUCUUGUAGCACUUGUUUUACCCCACAAGGGGAGUUCCUGGAGAAAUUAGGCAACUGGGAUACAAAGACAUGAAAGUUGACUGUAGGAGACAAAUAUUACCAGCAACUUCAGUAGAAAGAACUUUUUCUUCUACAAAUAAGAGUAAUGUUUGUCUUUACAUACUGAUAAAGUCCAGUCAUAGAGGAUCAGUUGAAGAAAAUCAUAUGCUUUCUGUAGAGCAUAAUUUGGAGCAUGUUUACUCAAAAGUUCAGUAAUGAAACUGGUAUUUAUCAAAAGUAAAUUAUUAAUGUGAAAUAUUUUAUCUGAACUAUUCUAAAUUUACUGCAGAUAUAACACCUUGCUCUUGUUCUUUAAGUUAAUCCCACUGAAGAUCCAUUUGGUAGUCUACAUUACUACACAUUGGCAAAGUUUUCAUUGCCAUAAGAUCACAUUUCUCUCUCUCUCUCUCUCUCUCUCUGGCAAAUUCUUUACUACCUUUCAAUUUUGAUGAUUAGGUCCAACUCUGCAACAGCCUUCAGUAGUUUUUUUUAAUUACCACAGACCUUAAAAGAUCACUAUUUUCCAUCUCUGAUUUCUUGUCCCCACUUCAGUGACAUUAUUAUGUAAAAUCUUCUUUGGGUAUUUCAGCCACUGACCAUCUCCAAAGCUUUAUGUGUUAAAGACUUAAGCAACACUUGAAACAUCUGGUGACGAUUUACAUGCUGGUUUGGUGAACCCUUGGAGGAAGCAAUUGCCUCUUGCUUUUAAAUGGUUUUGCUUUUCUAUGUAUGUUUAGUUGUUUUCAUUUUUUGUAGUGUUUGUUUUUUGUUUUCAUUUCAUUGUAUUCCAAUGGUUUUGUUUUCCAUUAGUUUGUACACUCUCCCAAAAAUUAUUGGUCCCCUUGGGCCUGAUGAAUUUGGAAAUGAACACAAUAACACAUGCACAGCAGUUUUGGUUUGGUUGGUAUUUCUGAGUCCGAGUUGCUCCUCUCAUUCUUUCUUCUUGCACCUGAUAAUCACCAUGAUAUCUGCAGUAUACCACCUAUUCUCUACAUAAUGUAAUGAAAUAGGAUGAAUUGUGAUACCAUAUGCAAAACCAAUGACGUCAUGAGUAACCCGCUGAUUUAUGCACCUUAGAUACUACUUCAGCCCCAGGGAAUGAGUUGCCAAAUAGGCAUAUAAUGUUAUUAUGUUUUCACGAACUGAAGUUAUAGUGGAAUCGCUUCGAACGAAAUAUGAAACUAUGAUCCAGUAUUACAUUCAUUUGCACAUAUAGUAUUUACAAUUGUAUACUAUGAUGCCAUAUCCAAUUACAAUGACAUUAUGAUUUACUGCAAAUAGAUAUUAUUUCUACCUCGAUUGAUGAGGUAACAAUUAUGAAUAUAACGUAUCAUCUCAUGAUUCGUGCUGGCAACAGAACAUAUCUGAUACACACUACGAGAUGACGUCUGUCGGUGCGAGCUGUGUUUUCCAGUGAGUCUCAGAUACUAGUGUUGGUCAUGGAUUUACAGCAGAAAACGCCCACUGUUUGACUGCCGUUGAUAUAUUUUCGCGACAUUAAUAUCAUUAUAUUAUUUGACUAAAGAUGUAGCACGGUGAUUCACCACAAUUACAACAAAUGCCAGAAAUAAUAACUGGCAGUCUCACAGAUACUAGGAAGGCAGGCCUACCAACAUAAAGCAGGAAUCACAAUUAGUGAUCGGAAAUAUUUGUCCAGUGUGACACAUUGUAUCGAUGAGAAAAGGGGCCGAUACCUUUGGGGGAAACUGUAUAUGUCACUGUUUUUCUUUAGUCUUUACUUUCCAGUUUUAUUGUACUUCCCUUCAUUUAACUUUUGUCAUGGUUUUGGUUGUAUCCGUGGUAGUAGGAGUGGAUUAUGUUAUAUAAAGAUAAUAAUAUGUCGUAUUUCUUAUUUCUUACCGUAGAGUUUGAUACCU
Messenger RNA from Homarus americanus (American lobster), 8196 nucleotides. RefSeq names its product centrosomal protein of 135 kDa-like. The transcript is spliced from 29 exons. The record is from RefSeq and is a predicted model, not a curated record. Bases 694 to 5196 code for a protein of 1500 amino acids. NCBI's taxonomy places the organism in Eukaryota, Metazoa, Arthropoda, Malacostraca, Decapoda, Nephropidae.